AUACAAGUACAAUACUGAAGAAUAAUAACCGCAUAUUAUUUUUACAAUUACAAAAUAAGAGUACAAUUAUUAUCAAACACAAUUAAUAGCAAUUACAAUGUACAAAGAAAAAUAAAUAAAUAGACCCAAUUAAAUCUUGAAACAACUCAGGUCAAAGUCAACCAAGUCCAUCCCACAAGUAGGGGUGGUUAUUUGGACCGGGACCGGAUUAAAAACCGAAAACCGGACCGUAUAACUCGGACCGAGACCGGACCGGGACCGGAUAGUAAACAAUCCAAUCCAAUUUUUGGGCUUAGAUUUGAGGUAAAAAACCGGAUAAAGACCGGAUAAGAGAGCUCAACACCCAAAACUUAAGGGUAAUUUGCAUAAACGGUCACAAACCUUUGCACUUAGUACAAAACUUAACCAACUCCUCACCCUUUAAGGCCUUAGGCCACUCAAAUCCCACAAUCUCAAUGUAAAAUCAAGACCGAAUUGGGACCGAACCGGAUCAAAACCGGACCGGAUCAAGACCGGACUGUAUCCAAUUCAAUCUUCGGUCCUUAUAUUUUCAAAAAUACCGGACUGGACCGGAUCAAUUUGGGCCAAUUUAACCGGACCGUAUAGCCACCCCUACCCACAAGGCCAAGUCAACCCUCAAUGAAGUCAAACCGGUCAGAGAUUAGGUAUGACCUAACCCAUAUCGGUCAGACCCAACCCAGACCAGUCCAACCCAAAACCGACACUGUUACUGACUUGCUCCCCAAGCUAACUUUUCUAUUUAAUGACCCUUUGAGCAGACAAAAAAGGGGACUCUUCUUCUGGAGGGUUUCCUCUGGAUCUUCAUCUCGACCUAGCUUCCAGGGACUUCCCUCACCCUUCCUUUGCAAGAAAAAGGACAUAUCUCCUCACCUUCCUCUUCGUCCUAAAAACACACAAAAACAGAGCAAAAAGUGAACAGACAAGUGAAGAAAACCUCUAUUUUAACCCCACAAAAAGACUCCAUUCACACUUCCUCUCCUUACAAACAUAGAAAGCAAAUAUGUAAACUUCCCCCCUCUCUUCCUUUCUUCUUCUUUCUUUAGCCACACACAAAACACAACAACAACAAAGACAAGAAGAACUAAAAAGAAGCAAAUGACAGAAGGCAGCAGCUAAACACCCACAACAUGUGGAGAGGGGCAGAUUCAUUCACGCACCUCAAACAAAGGUUGGUAAUCUAAGGUAAUCAAACUAAUCAUCAUUUAUCAUCUAUAUCAUUCAUCCUACUUUUCUACCUCGCACCCUUUUCUUUGUCCUCGUCGCAAACCAGAACCAAUUUUCCUAAACAACCAGUAACUCACAAAAUGCCCGAUUUUGAUCCCAAAACUUACCUAAACUAAGCACCUCUCUCUUGUCGGCGUCACCAUCACUGCCGGCGAAAUUCAGAGCCUCUGCCGGCGGAAUCCUUUUAUUCCCACCGACUAAUUUCCAUAUUCAUAACUCAGCCGAAAACCCAGAAAAUUAAACAAAUUAAAAUAAGUCGGAACCGCAUUUGAAAAACCAAGCCAAAAAAUCGAGAGCAAACAUAAAACCCACGUACAACCCUUGUUGCCGUCGUCGCCAGUACCGCCAUAUACAGCCCCGGCGUUCUUGCCGGCAGUCGCCUCUGACCUCGCUUCCCCUUUUUCUCCUCAAAAAAUCCAGAAACGAAAAUCAUGAUCCUAAAAUCUCCAACAGAUCCACAAAAAGUCAUGCAACCUAAAAAUACCCACCUCCGCCGUCACCAUGGCCUCUGGCGUUUCGCGUCGCCUUCGUCGAAAUGGGAGAGAUCGAUUCCUUUUUCGCUUUUCUCUCUUUCCCCUCGUCGAUCCCAUAGAGUAGUGGGGAUUACUUUGCUUGGUUCGUUGUCUUCAAAGGAGAGAAGGAGAGAUUGGAAUGGUUUUGGUUCGUUAGCAGAGAAGAUGCAGAGAGAACGAGUGAGAAGUGAAGCAGGGAAUAGAAGGAAAGAGGGGCGGGCGAUUGAAGAGGCGGCUAGGGUUUCUAGUUGUUAGGUUUUUUUAUUUUUAUUUUUUCACCGACCAUCGUAAAUGACCAAAUUACCCCUCUUAAUUGUCUUUAAUUACCCGCUGUCACUCCGGUCUUACCUUUUGUGAAAUAAAAAAAAACUGCUUCUGAUGCGGUUCGAACUGGUGAACCGAGGCUGACGAGAAGCGUUUUUCUAGAAAUAGCAUCUUUACAAAAAAAAUUACAAAAAUAGCACCCAUUCGUAAAAAUUUACACUAAUAGCACCCUUUUUAAUAGAACGCACAUUGUAGAUGCGUUUUAUGCAAUGCUGUCAAAGCCAAGCCGGAGUAUGACCCGGUAACGUGAACGGCUCGGUCAUUAGUGGUCCAGCCGACAUUAGACCGUUUAAAAACCGUUUGAGAACCGGUACCUAAUAAACGAAACUUCUAAAUAACUCAAUCAAGUAAACAAAAAUUGCUAAAUGGAAUAGGAAACCUCACGGGUCACGGCAGCAACACAAACAAACCAUUACAAACAAACAUUACAAACAAUCAAGUAAAUUUAUUAAUUUAGUAAUUUACCUGAAGAGGCCGACGUUCCGCUGAAGAAGAUUGAGCCUGGAUUCUCCCGGGUUCUGGCGGGCGCCGGCGGUGACGAUGCAGAGGUCAGAUCCGAUGGUGAUGGAGUAAUCGGUCGAGGAGAGGAUCUGGGUGCGCGGGAGGAAAGCAGCGGCGUGCUGAUGGCGAACGGAGACAGUGACGGGGACCCGCGAAUGGCGACGGGGACCACGAACGGAGACGGCGACGGGGACCCACGACGGUGACGGCGACUAGCUCUUCUUCCGUUCUUCGUGUCUGGCUACUGCGCGAAGGGGGAGAAGAAAUGAAUGUCUCAAUGUCAAUUAGGAUUACGUUUUCAGCAGCCUCCCCUUCAUUUUUUAUUUUUGAUACUUUUUUUUAAUUAAAGCAACCGGCCCAAAUGGUAAAAGCCGGUCGAGCGGCUCGAAGCGGUUCGAGCGGUUAACCGCUUCGGCCGCUCGCCGACCGCCCCAAAGAACCACUCCAGCUAAAUAGCUGAGUCGAGCCGGUUUUAUGGCCGGGUGGCGGUUUUGGCGGCUCGACCGGCCGACUUGGCUCGGCUUUGACAACAUUGGUUUUAUGUGUAAAUCGCACCCUAAGGGUGCGUUUUACAAAUAGAUCGCACUGGUAAGGUGCGUUCCAAUUAUCUGGACUCAAAUCGCACUUUAGCCAAGCGAUUUUAGGUCUGACCUACUGAAAUCGCAUGGCCGAGGUGCGGUUUUAGGUCUGACCUAUUAAAAUCGCAUCAUAAAGGUGCGAUUUGUUUCUCCCAAACAAAAUCGCACCAUGAGGAUGCGAUUUUGCCAUACAAACCGCACCUUGAAGGUGCGGUUUUGGUCAAUCAAUUUCUGACAUGCCA
Linum trigynum is the source of this 3402-nucleotide messenger RNA. NCBI's taxonomy places the organism in Eukaryota, Viridiplantae, Streptophyta, Magnoliopsida, Malpighiales, Linaceae. The record is from the annotation of a GenBank genome assembly.